UUGGAGAACAUCAGCCAGGCUGCCAGUGCGCACUUGGAGAACAUCAGCCAGCCUGUCAGUGCGCACUUGCAGAAGACCAGCCAGGGUAGCAGUGCACACUUGGAAAAGAAGAGUCAGCCUGGCAGCGAACACUUGGAGAGUACUAGCCAGCUAGACACCAGGGACUUAAGGAAUGAGAAACUGAGGCCAGCUCUCCAAGGUGACAAUAAGGUUUCCCCUGUCACCCAGAGCAGCAGCAGCCCCAGAAGCUGUAGUGGAGGCACAGAGGUGAGAACCACUACCAACGGCCAAGCUGGGCCAUCUUGUGAGGACAACCUGCAGUCUUCAUCGCAUCAUACCCAGCGCCGAAAAGGGAUGGCAAGAAGGGUUUUAGGAUUUUUUAAAAGAUUGCUGUGUUGCACUGGAGAAAAUAAAAAACCCCGCGUGAAAAUGACACGGGUGGUACCGAAAUAAUGUUCCAGCGUGGAGUGUCGGUGGCCACACUUCACCCAGCCACCAUGAGGACAAGAGAGUUCACUUGGCCAGAGAGUAAGGAGAAGACAGGGAACUCAUCAAAACAUUGAGCGGGACAGUUCACCACCGCUCACUCGGCCAGAUGCACGGAGAGGUCAGUUAACCGCAGCUCACUCAGUCAAACGCAAAGCAACCUCAGGACUUGAUUUCUGGAUAAGAAAAGAAUUCAGAGCCAAGACCCAAACUCGCUAGAGAAAAUUUAUUUGAGCAAACAAAGAGUGGGGGUCUACCACAUCUACCACAUGACAACCACACGCUGGAGGAGAAAAGACUGGUAUAGGGGAUACCUCCUAAAGCACAAAAUGUUACAGGGCAUUUUUCCUAAGUCCUUUAUCCACAUCAAGGAAGUGACCAUUGAAAAAAGAAGAAAUAUUGAGAACAUCAUUCCUGCAGAAAUUCCUCUGGCACAAGAAGUGACAACGACGCUUUGGGAAUGGGGCAGCAUCUGGAAACAGCUCUACGUGGCCAGCAAAAAGGAGCGCUUCCUCCAGGUGCAGGCCAUGAUGUACGACCUGAUGGAGUGGCGGUCCCAGCUCCUCUCAGGAACGCUGCCCAAGGACGAGCUGAAGGAACUGAAGCAGAAAGUCACGUCCAAAAUCGACUAUGGCAACAAAAUCCUUGAGCUUGAUCUGAUUGUCCGAGAUGAAGAUGGAAAUAUCGUGGAGCCUGAUAACACCAGCGUCUUCAGCUUCUUCCAUGCACACCAGGAAGCAACUGAAAAAAUCACAGAGCGUAUCAAGGAAGAAAUGUCAAAAGAUCAGCCAGAUUAUGGAUUGUCUUCCCGGAUCUCCUCAUCCCCUACCCACAGCCUCUAUGUCUUUGUGAGAAAUUUUGUGUGCAGAAUUGGGGAAGACUCUGAGCUCUUCAUGUCUCUGUAUGACCCCAACAAGCAAGCCGUCAUAAGAAUGCAAUCUGCGUGGGAGCAGGGGACAAGCCUAUGAAUGAAUAUUGGUCCAUAGUGUACUAUCAAGUCAAACAGCCACGGUGGAUGGAAACAGUCAAGGUGGCUGUCCCCAUCGAAGGCAUGCAGAGGAUCCAUCUGCGAUUCAUGUUUCGACAUCAGUCAUCCCUGGAAUCUAAAGAUAAAGGAGAAAAGAACUUCGCCAUGUCCUACGUGAAGCUGAUGAAGA
Messenger RNA from Myotis lucifugus (little brown bat), 1643 nucleotides. Its product is annotated as dedicator of cytokinesis protein 2-like. Gene Ontology annotation, cellular component: cytoplasm; plasma membrane. The coding region runs from base 756 to 1454 and encodes 232 amino acids. The transcript is spliced from 11 exons. Gene Ontology annotation, biological process: cell migration; small GTPase-mediated signal transduction. The record is from RefSeq and is a predicted model, not a curated record. Lineage: Eukaryota; Metazoa; Chordata; Mammalia; Chiroptera; Vespertilionidae. Gene Ontology annotation, molecular function: small GTPase binding; guanyl-nucleotide exchange factor activity.